Lotus japonicus is the source of this 1883-nucleotide messenger RNA. RefSeq names its product serine/threonine-protein kinase SRK2E. The record is from RefSeq and is a predicted model, not a curated record. Gene Ontology annotation, molecular function: ATP binding; protein serine/threonine kinase activity. Gene Ontology annotation, biological process: protein phosphorylation; intracellular signal transduction. Gene Ontology annotation, cellular component: nucleus. The coding region runs from base 570 to 1664 and encodes 364 amino acids. The transcript has 9 exons. Lineage: Eukaryota; Viridiplantae; Streptophyta; Magnoliopsida; Fabales; Fabaceae.
UCAAGUUUUAGUGCUUCACUCAUUCCAAUACCAAAGUAAUCGAAACCAAAAGUAACUGGCCAUUGGCAAAAAUCAGCUCUUCAUUCAAUAACAUAAUAAAAGAGAUAUAAACUUUAGAGCAACAGAGACAGCAUACUCUGUCUUGCAGACUGAGAAAGAGAAAGAGUGGAGGAAUUCACGAGCAUAUCACCGCCCUUCAGCACACAGACACACAAAAACACACAGCUCAUUGCAUUAUCCAAGCUCUCUCUGGAAGCUAGCUAACCAUUUGGGUUUGGUUGGUGAAUGCUUCACGGGGUUGAACCAUUUCACACUCUCUUUAUUCACCAACUCUGCUUCAGUGGUCCACCCCGCACCACGUCAAAGCUCACAAACCUUUCUGAACCACCGCCAUUCUUCCUUGUUCCCUUUCUUUCUGCUUUUGCACUUGGAAUGAAUGGAUGAUAAUCAUUUGAGUGUUGAUUGAGCCUUCUUUCUUCACUUUUUUUUGUUAUCAUGUCAUGCACUGCAGUUGUUCGCACUAAGCGGUAAACGUCUGAUCAUAUUUUCUUCUUCUUCUUUUUGAGUAAAUGGAUCGACCUCCGACCGCUGUUGGGCCUGGAAUGGAUAUGCCGAUCAUGCAUGACAGUGAUCGCUAUGAGCUUGUGCGUGAUAUUGGUUGUGGAAAUUUCGGGGUAGCUAGGCUCAUGAGGGACAAACAGAACGAUGAGCUUGUUGCUGUCAAGUAUAUUGAGCGAGGUGAAAAGAUAGAUGAAAAUGUACAGAGGGAAAUUAUAAACCACAGAUCAUUGAGACAUCCCAAUAUAGUCAGGUUCAAGGAGGUUAUACUGACACCAACACAUUUGGCAAUUGUAAUGGAAUAUGCUUCUGGAGGAGAGCUAUUUGAGCGGAUAUGCAAUGCUGGGAAGUUCAGUGAGGACGAGGCACGCUUUUUCUUCCAACAACUUAUAUCAGGUGUUAGCUACUGUCAUGCAAUGCAAGUGUGCCAUCGUGACUUGAAGUUGGAAAACACAUUGUUGGAUGGUAGCGCAGCUCCGCGUUUGAAAAUUUGUGAUUUUGGCUAUUCAAAGUCCUCUGUGCUACAUUCACAACCAAAAUCUACUGUUGGUACCCCUGCAUAUAUUGCACCAGAAGUUUUGCUUAAGAAGGAAUAUGAUGGCAAGAUUGCAGAUGUAUGGUCUUGUGGGGUGACCUUAUAUGUCAUGUUGGUGGGUGCAUAUCCUUUUGAGGAUCCAGAAGAACCUAAAAAUUUCCGCAAGACGAUACAUAGGAUUUUGAAUGUUCAGUAUUCAAUUCCUGACUAUGUUCACAUAUCUCCCGAAUGCCGUCAUCUGAUCUCAAGGAUUUUUGUUGCUGAUCCUGCAAAGCAGAGAAUAACUAUGCCUGAGAUUAGAAACCAUGAAUGGUUUUUGAAAAACCUUCCAACUGAUCUAGUGGAUGGGAAUACGACGAACAACCAGUUUGAGGAGCCUGAUCAACCGACGCAAAGCAUCGAUGAAAUCAUGCAGAUCAUUUCUGAGGCUACGAUUCCUGCAGCUGGAACUCAAUCUCUCAACCAGUAUCUUACUGGAAGCUUGGAUAUUGAUGAUGACAUGGAUGAUGACUUAGACACUGAUCCUGACCUUGAUAUAGAUAGUAGUGGAGAAAUAGUUUAUGCUAUGUGAUCAAGUUAUAAUGUUUAUACCCUUGGUUGUUCAGUGUGUGUGGAAAAUGUGGAAAAAUGUUUCACUUUCUUCUACCAUGUAGGAUUCUGUAUCUGAUUUUCCUUCCAUAUAGUGUGAGAGAACUCAUCCUACUUGUAUUUAUGAUCUACCUUUGCUGCUGUGUAUUGAUAGCUUCUUGUUUUUGUAUUGCCAUUUGAAUUAGUAAUCUUCUUGCAAUUA